Didymodactylos carnosus is the source of this 2878-nucleotide messenger RNA. The record is from the annotation of a GenBank genome assembly. Lineage: Eukaryota; Metazoa; Rotifera; Eurotatoria; Philodinida; Philodinidae.
CAACGUGAAAAUUCGAAAAAACAUUAAAGUAGUGGGGUAGGAUAGAAAUACACAUCGGUCGACUCACUCUUUGAUCCUGAUUCCGAAUAUGAUAUUUUUAUUGUUUAAAACUUGAGUUCUGGUCGAGAAAAUUGUGAAGUACGGGCAGAAUUCUGACUUUUUCGCCUCUGAUUUAGAAAAAAUGAUUUUUUUUUUGCCAUAUUCUAAUUCAGUUUUUGACGCUGAACAAGAAUAUGUAUGUUGAAAAAGUUAAAGUUGUAAUCAUAUUUGGAAAAUUCAACGUUAAAAAAAGGAGACGAAAACUCGAUUUUUCGACCGGAAGGAAACCUAAACAAAUUCAGGGAGCACAUAUUCGUGAUCACCAUUAAAUUCUCUAUCGAAUGGUGUAUAAAACAACGAAAAAUAAAUUCCACUAUUUCUUUGCUUUCCGUGCAUGUUACGUGAAAAGAUAAGUUUGCUUUGCAGUUUUUCUGCAAAAGUAAACUCAUUCUUUCUGUUCUAUUAGGUUGGCAACAAACUUUUUGCGUCUUAUCUAUAGAUGGAGGAAAGAAAAAACGCAAAAACUUUCUUGCCAACCUAAUAUAUACUAGACAACGACUGAAGUUGUUGAAAUGUAAUUGUACACAGAUCAAUCUAAAAUGGAUAUUGAUUAAUAUUUAUAUAUCAGUCAUGUAUGUAAUUGCACUAAUCACUAGUGACACAUAACCAACUUCAAUCGUUGUCUAGAACAGAAAAAAUGAGUUUACUUUUGCAGAAAAACUACAAAAGUAAACUUAUUUCAUUCUUUUCAUGUAUCUAGUCAAAAUUAGUUGUGUAUAUUUUCUAGCUACGGUUAUAAUACUUUCUAGUAUUUAAAUUUUAACUCGUUUAUCAAUGACUAUUUAGAUAUCGUAUGGAUACUUGUCAGCUGCUUUAGCAAAUGGGUAUAUAUAAAUGCAGAUAUAUACUGUUUAGGACUAGGAUAAUUUCUAAGAACUGAUCGAUGGAUUUCUUACUAGUUAGUCGUCAUAUGUGCAGCGCUCUUUUUUUUUUCAUGUUAAGAGAUUCCGUUAUUUUAAAGAGAACUGGUUAUUAAUUAGAGUUCUUUCAAAUAACGAGUGACUAGUUCUCGUUAAAAAGAACUGAACUGGCACUGUGGUAUCCAUAAUACAGGUUACUUAAAACUUUCUGUUCGUUUUUGUGUAUCUGUCGAAUUGAUGUUGCUACUACAACGAAACUAUUUGCAAGCGAAGAAGCUAAAGUAACGAUCAGUAACAGGAAAAAAGAGAAUAUUAGAAAAGUGGAGUGUAUAUAUAUAUAUAGCUAAAAUAAUUGUGACUAUUUUAGAUAAGAUUGUUUGUGUGUUAAAAUGAUUGAAGACGAAGUAUUAACAUUACCGACAAAACGAAAUAUCGUUCUUGAUCAACAAGAACGUGUAGUAAAUGAAAUAGCAAAUCAAGGAAGACAAUUGAAUGAAAAUGGAAGUGGUGCAAAUAUUAGUAUUCCUACUAGUGUUGUUGAAACAGUUGAAAUGGAAGAUGAUACCGUCGCAGAAGACCAAACUGCAUUAUUAGCUGAAUUUGAAAGACGUCGACGGGCUCGUCAAAUUCAUGUAUCAACAGAUGAUGUUGAAGUUAAAGCAAAUUUAAGACAGUUGGCUGAACCAAUUUGUUUAUUCGGAGAAGGACCGGCUGAACGACGUGAAAGAUUGAGAAAUUUAAUAUCACGUUUAACUGACGAUGAAAUAGCACAAAAAUUACGAAAAAAAGAGGAAGAAGAGAAAAAAGAAGAAGAUGCUAAAGAAGAAGUAACAUGGUACCAUCAAGGAGCAGAUGAAUUGCAGACUGCACGUGUGUGGAUUGCUCAAUAUUCAUUACCAAGAGCAAAAGAAAGAAUUCAAAAAUUAAAAGAAUAUGUUGCUAUUCCAGAAGUUUUUCGAACAGCAAAAAUACAAGAUUUAUAUAGACGUUUAAGAGCAACAUCUCUUCAUUGCAGUCAACUUGGUGAUAAUCGUCCAUUAUCUUAUUGUGAAUUUAGUCCAAAUGAUCAGAUGUUGGCUGUUUCGUCAUGGAGUGGUUUGUGCAAGUUAUGGUCAAUUCCAGAUCUUAGACUGAUAAGAACAUUGAGAGGACAUAGUAUCAAUGCGUGUUCUAUAACAUUUCAUCCACAAGCAACGUUAACACAAGAUCCGUUAAUGAUCAAUUUGGCUAGUAGUUCAUUUGAUGGUGGCGUCAAAUUGUGGAACUUAGAAAGUGAUGAACCUAUAGCUGAAAUUGAAGGUCAUGCUCCUUUUCGAGUUUCACGUGUUAAAUUUCAUCCAUCUGGUCGCUUUCUUGCUUCGUGUUGUUAUGAUCACAGUUGGCGACUAUGGGAUUUAGAAACACGAGAUGAAAUUUUACAUCAAGAAGGACAUUCACGUGCUGUACAUGACGUUUGUUUUCAAUGUGAUGGCAGUUUAUGUGCAACAGCUGGAAUGGAUUCUUAUGGACGAGUUUGGGACCUUCGUACAGGUCGUUGUAUUAUGUUUAUGGAGGGUCAUCUAAAACCAGUUUUAACGGUCGAUUUUUCUCCUAAUGGAUAUCACAUAGCAACGGGUGCUGAAGAUAAUUUGUGUAAAAUAUGGGAUUUACGUCAAAUAAAAAAUGUUUACAGUGUAGCUGCACAUCAAAAUUUGGUUUCUGCGGUCAAAUUUCAAAGAACAGAAGGUCAUUAUCUCGUUACUGUUUCAUAUGAUAAUACCAUUAAACUUUGGAUGCACCCUGUUUGGUCAGCAUUGAAAUGUUUAACAGGACACGAACAAAAAAUUAUGUCAGCUGAUUUGUCAACCGAUGGAAAAUGGAUUGCAACGUGUUCCUAUGAUAGAACAUUAAAAAUAUGGUCACCCGAACUACCUAAUUAA